ACUCCUAGUGUGAGUAAUCUGGUACUGUGAUGAGAUGUUGGCACAGUACUUAUAUCUUACAAGUCAUCUAGUACCCAAGCUGUAACAGGCUGAUGAAACCUGAGUCUACAGGGAAUGUACUAGAUAUACUAUAAAGUCAGGAGACUGUGGACAGUGGCUAUAGAACAGUAGAUACUAGGAGAGGCGAGCUCCAUCAAUAUUCUGUCAUGUGCUUGGAGCUACCACAGGGGGUUACUUUUACAUGCUUAUAAUUAAGCAAGUAUUGGAAGUGGUCUAAUCAAUCGAAGGGUUAACCCUUGCUAUGUCAACCAAUCAGCUGGUGGAUCAUUAGGUUUUAUUUGAAUGAACUAGGCACCAGGACCAGGAAUUUUUGUGAAUGAGGGACAGUUGAGAGCCGCAAGAUAAACAGGAGAUUUAUUCGGAGGCUUUGUUAUCUGGAAUCCAAUUUGAAUUCAAAACAUGAGGCACUAGCUAUGAUGGGAGUCCACUUAGAAGAAUCGACCUCCCCCAUUUCAAAACAAAUCAGCACUGAUUUGAGUGACUUUGUUCGAAACUUAACAAAUCCCAAGCAGGAUUUGAGUGAGCACACUGAGGACUUUGCCGAAAAACUCGCAAAUCCUGGGAACAAAAUGAGACUUAAGUCGGCUGACUUAUCGAGUCAAUUGAAAGAAAAAUGUGCAAUCAGUGAAAAGCAGGAUGUAAGGGACGUGAAACAGAACUGGAGACAGCGAAUGAUGGAGCGCAGGAUUAAUCGUACAAAGGCUCAAGACUGUACCAGUCCAAUGGACUCCUUCGGGUCCACGGACUGUGAGAAAUCCUUCGACAGUGUCUCCUCUUCCUCAGGAAACAAGCUGUCAUUUCAGUGUGACUCGUCGACAGAGGCCUCGGAGUCCGAAUUACAUGCAACACCGGCCUCAACUCACAGUGAGCAAAAGGCCACAAAGAAAGAAAAAGAUUCCAAGAAGAGGCGAUUCCGUCGCAUGAUCACUCGGCCUUUAAGGCGCAGUCAGAGUGCAGGCUGGGAAAAAGACAUUCCAACACACUUCAUGGAAAAAAGCACUGAUGAUGAAGAUACUUUGGAGAGCCGAGCCUCAGAACUUGCGGUCUUUAGCCAACGUCUGAUAGGACACAAUGGAGACUGCGAGGACAGCUCAGCCAGGAAGCCUGUCUAUAAGACCUGCUCAGCAGACGCCACGCUGAUGGGAACUGACGAGAAUAAUCCACAGUCUCGGCUUAAAAAGCCCAGUAAUUUAGCAAAGAAUAUGAAAAAGAAAUUCCAGUUUCUUCGACGAAGAAACACAGAUACUGCGAUCGGAGGCGAGUGUCACAGUUCUUCGGUGUUCAGGCGACCCACACCAGAUCAAGUCCAGAAAUGGAGCAGGUCUUUCGACAGUCUCCUUAAUGAUAAAGGUGGUAUAGAGUUAUUCAGGGGAUUUUUACGAUCAGAGUUCAGCGAGGAGAAUCUAGAGUUCUGGAUUGCGUGUCAGGAAUACAAACAGUGUGAGGACUCUCAAAUGCUUCCCUCACAAAGCCAAAAGAUAUACGGCGACUUUGUAGCUGUGCAAGCUCCGAAAGAGAUCAAUUUGGAUUCUAAAACACGAAUGAUAACUGUGACUAACUUGGAGCACCCUACAAGACACGCAUUUGAAGAUGCACAGAAAAAAAUUCAAGCUUUAAUGGAAAAAGACUCUUACCCCCGAUUCCUUGAAUCAGACCUUUACCUUCAGUUACUGAACAAUACGCCAUCAAGUUCUAAAGCCUAAUGAGGAUAAAUAUGAUGGAUAGAAAAGGAAUCAACUGUUGCUUUGUUGUAAAUACAGAUUGUGAUCUCAGACUCAAGUUGGCUUUCAGGCAUGUAAAUAGACAAACCUUUUUUUUCAUAAUUAUCUCUGUAUUUUGUAUGUUCGCUCAUGACUGUUCUAUUUUUUAAUGAAAAAAUGGAAUACUGUUGUUUUUUAUUUUUAAAGUUCAUUGUUAUAUUGCAUUUUAUUGUUUCUUGAUGAAUUACAUCAUUUCCAAAUCUAAAAAAGAAGAUUUGGAAAAAUUCUUAUUACGUGUUCUUUUGUACAUACAUUUACAUGUAUUGGAUUUCUAAAAUUACAAUGGAUAUUUUUCAUCUAAAAGUGUCAGUGAAUUAUAAUAUCUUCAGCCAAAAUCAACAAUUUAUUUCUUAAAAAGACAAUACAGAAAUUUCUUUUCAUCAAUGAAAAUACUCCCUCUUGAUGAAGUUAUUGUAUUACAAUUAUUUCCACAAAAUCCAUUUUUUGUGGUUUUGUAGUAUGUAUCAAAGAAUUAAAAAUACUACAGGAACACAAAAAUAUAACUCUUAAGAAACCACAGGAUCAAUAAAUAGGACUAAAUAAGGUAACAGAGUUAAUUUGAAUAUGUCCGUACAAGAUAACAGUAUAAAGAUAUACAAUAUCAAACGUUUUUAAAAAAUGUUCUAAUUAGAACAUUUUUUUUCUUACAAAACAAUGAAAUGUGUCUGUAUAGCCCUGCACCCUCCCUCCCAACACAAUCUAUCCAAACAAGGAGAGGUACCUCAUAUAGAUGAUUUUUUUCCCCAAUUUGAUUGGAGCUGUAGAAAUAUAUAAAUUGAUACUUAUCCCUUUUUUAAGAAAAGCCUGACAAUCUCACAUUGAUUAACUUUUUAUAAAUUGUAUAAGACAGCAGGUGUCCUAUAUUCUAUCGAACAUAUUGUUAAUCAAUUCCAUCCUGUUAUGAAUUAAUCAAGAGUAGAGUCAAGUCCUUUGUAUGGUCUGUAAGUUUCUGGCACAGUAGAGUGGGCAGUUUUUGGGAUGACAGUUGAAUGAGCUUCCUGGGUAACCAGCCCAGGCAAAGUGUCAGUCAUUAUUAUAUAGUCUGGAUUCCUCCCUAAGUCACACAGAUUAUCUGCAGUACAUGACAAGACAAUUAGCAGAGUAAAGGAAAAGAAGAUUUGUUCAAGAAAGCAACAAUCAACUUUGCCCUUUUGAGCAAAGAAAGGAUGUAUUUUCUGUUUGGUUCUCUUGUCCUCAACAGCCGCGUUGUUGUUUACAGUUAUUGAACUUAGAAUUUGUUUUGAAUCUGUCGUGUGAUAUUGGGUUGCUAUGAUGUACAAGCGACCACUUUGCAUUUGGUCAUCACUUCAUUGUUUUUGAGAUGUUUGUAUUCUUUACCACUGAAUAAUAUUGGUCAAUUUAAUUCUUAUCAACUUACUGUUACUAAGGUUUGUGUACAGAUCGUAAACAUUUCCAUUUAUGGGAAAUGUUAAUAUUUUGAUUAUAUCAUGUCUUUGCUACAGAGAUUUCUUCAUCUUUAUCCAUCUCUUAUUAUUGUUAAUUAUCCAAUCCUUCAUAACAAUCACGUGACAUCCGGCUGUUUACAAUCUUGUUCCAACCUUUGAAAUCCAGGUUUUUUUCCACUUCCCAUAUUAUGAAAAUGGUUUUUACUACAGAUUUUACUGUAAUAAAAUACACUAAAAUCAAUAA
Magallana angulata is the source of this 3470-nucleotide messenger RNA. RefSeq lists its product as uncharacterized. The transcript is spliced from 7 exons. Lineage: Eukaryota; Metazoa; Mollusca; Bivalvia; Ostreida; Ostreidae. The record is from RefSeq and is a predicted model, not a curated record. Bases 474 to 1763 code for a protein of 429 amino acids.